Psylliodes chrysocephalus is the source of this 1891-nucleotide messenger RNA. NCBI's taxonomy places the organism in Eukaryota, Metazoa, Arthropoda, Insecta, Coleoptera, Chrysomelidae. The record is from the annotation of a GenBank genome assembly.
GACAGUUCUGAUUCUGACGUUUUUAGAAAUUGACAUUUUGAUUCUUUCCAAGAUGUUGACUUUUUUUCAUCAUAAGAUUCAUAAGUAACUAUUUGGUUGAGGUUUAUUUAAAUAAUUAUCAAUAAACUUCCAAAAAACUCAGAAUGGCGGAAAGCAAUGCCAUGUCCAGUAGAAUUUUACGUACAAUAGAAAGUAUUAUUAAAAAUGACCAUGAACUGCAAGAAUUUACGAUUAUUCCUACAGAAGAUAAUACCAAAAACAAAUCCCCAGUUCUUUAUCUAGAACACAACUUAGGCUUGGAAUCGUGGUGUAUUAAACAUGUCUACCAAUAUGCCUGUUCAGUAUUAUUCGAACACAAACUACAACUGUCUCGAAGAAAAGUACCUUAUUCUGAAAUGGAAAAACUGAAUCAGUUCCUCAUUGGAGCUAUAUUAAUCAACCCAGAUGUGGGGACCUUUUGGAACAUGAAGAGGGAACUGGUUGAAAGAGAUGUGUUGAAAGUAGAGGAUGAAUUAAAUUUCAGUAAAAUCGUUUUGAGCCAUAAGAGCAAAUCUAAUGAAGCCUUUGCCUACAGACGGUGGUUGUUAAGCAGAGUUUUGGAUAAAAUGGCUACAAAUAAUUUGGAAGUUCCUUUAAAUAUUUUGCAAACUGAAUUUUCAGUUGCCGAUAUGGCUUCCUUAAAAUCUCCAAAUAAUUAUCAUAGUUGGAAUCAUCGAAUAUGGUGUAUGGAAAAUAUAGGGUCACAUUAUAACAAUGUGAGUCAUAUUGUAUUUUCAGAACUGAGUUAUAGUCAAGAAUGGAUAAACAACCAUAUUUCUGAGCACGCAGGUUACCAUUAUAGACAAUAUUUGAUCAAAUUGGUAAAAGAACACAAAAAAAUUGUUACACUCUUUGAAUCAUUCUACAAUUUCGUCGUUAAAACUUUAUUAAACACAACAAACGAUGGCGAUUGUGGAAAUCUUUUGACUUAUCUGCUAGGAAAGCCAAAUCGGACAAGGUUGUUAGAAGAAACGUGCUCCUACGUAAACUACAUCUCCAUCCUGCUGUACGAUUUCGUCGUCCUCGUCGACAAACUGAACAAAGUAUUUCCUGAACAUGAAGCACUAUUCUCUCACAGAAAGUUUCUCGCGUACCACCUCCUUAAAGUCCCUUGCGACUAUCACGGCAUCGAAUUUAAAACGAAACUCGAUCAAGAUAAGGGCUUGCACGUGAUCGACGGCAAAAACAUAACGGAAUCCGAUGCCGUCAUCAACGUAAAAAGUGACUGCGAGUCCGACAGAUGGCCUAAGUUGUUCAAAGUGUCGCCGAGCAAAAGCGAAAUAUACAAUCUGUAUGGGAUCGUGUCGAAUUGCGAGAAAAAUUUCGCUUCCCAGAAUUAUAGCGUACUACAAUUGGCCAAGUAUCGCAAAUGGUUGGCGCACGUUGUUGGUUUUGAGUGAUAUUCUCGAUAAAACGAUUUUCGAUAGAUUUAUAGCGUUGAUGGCUGGAUCAUAGAGGUGCCAAUUCAUGAUAUUAGCGAAGGAAUAUUAUAUUUAAUUUAACGCCGAGUAUGUAUUGGUAGAAAAGUAAUGCUUAAUGAACAGAAAUGUAGUUUUUUUUUUAUUUAUGAUUAUGAGUUUAAUUUAGAUAUUUUGUAGUUAAAUCUGGCUUUGCAGCAACUAAAAAAUUUACUUAAUCUUUUUUUAUAUGUUUAUGCAGUUAAGUUUUUAAUUCAGCUUCUGCUCUCGUAAUUGGCCAAUUAUUAAAUACGUCUUUAUUCAAUUUUCAAAAUAUUUAUCUACAGGUAAUUCUCUUCCCGUUGUCGUCAGUAUUUAUUUAGGUAACAAUAGCCCAGAGCUGUCCUGCUCAGUCAUGAGAUGGGUGAGUUAUUUAUUUUUGCAAUUAGGGCUGG